Messenger RNA from Seminavis robusta, 1627 nucleotides. NCBI's taxonomy places the organism in Eukaryota, Bacillariophyta, Bacillariophyceae, Naviculales, Naviculaceae. The record is from the annotation of a GenBank genome assembly.
ACUAAGUAUUCACGGAUUGAAGAACAUCAGUGGAUUGGUGGCAUUGCUCUGAAUUCUUCUUCGUUGCACGGCUGAUGAAUUCUGCUACCGCUUCUUCUCAUUUUGGAAUGACAACCUCGUUUCAUCAAGUCAUUCAUCGGAAGAUAGAGGUUUGAUUGGAUUGAUUUUAUUCUACUGUGUAUGCAUGCAAGCCAAAAGAAUCAGAAUCCUUUGAAUGGAGUAGCUUUCUCUCGGAAUUGGAACAAGCCACCAAAACAGUUCGGUACCAUCAAGAAAUCCAUCACAUCAUCGCCAAGGAUCCAUUUUGUUAAGCUUGUUGACUGUCAUUUGGAUUGAAAGGAGUUGAAAGAACAGCCAAGACAAUGACAAGAGCUUUGCUAUUAGUGUUGGUGUUGCUGGGUGUCAUUGGCAGUGGGUUUUCCUUUGUCUUGCCCUCUUCGGUUGUCACGACGACAUCACAAUCAGAUUCGGCUGUCUACCUAUCCGAUGUUCCUCAAGACGAAACCGAGAAAUCAACCUCAUCGUCGUCCCAGGAAUCACCUCCACAACAGCGAAAACAGCAACAACAAAAAGCCAAUGACACAUGGCAGCAUCAACAACGACAACAACGCAACUGGAAACAGAAUUGGUUACCCGAACCACCCGAAGAUCAACUCACAUUGGCCGGAGAUGUCGCCUCCUUGUUCCUCUACUCGUUCAUGGAUCACUUUCUCAAUGACGUAUACUUGACAUCCCUAUUGAAAUCCAGCGACUCGGCAGCCGAAGCGGCCAAAUCACUCGACACGACAUCGUUGCCACUCCCCGUAUGGGUCGAUUCCACCGCCCUUGGCACACAGACGGUCGAUCACUUGCUCUUGACGGAUUUGCAAUCCCGUGUGUUGCCCCAUUUUAGCACACCCCUGCUAGCAUCGGCUGGAAUGGCCAGUGUCAGUUUGGCAUCGUGUUGGUUGCUGGCGGGGAUCCUUCAUCAAGCCUUUCAUUUUCGAAAUACCCUCGAUUGUCCCACCGAUCGCGCCAUUGCCGUCACGGGACAAACAUGGAUCACAUCCUCCAUCUUUUUGAUUGCACUCACGUGCAUCAGUCAACACAUGGCAGGAGGAGCGGCUGUGGAUAUUCAAGAUGUAUCCACUUCGGUCCUAAUGACACAAGGGCGAGUCUUGACGCCGAUCGAAGAGUGGCUCAGUGUCUUGACACGAACCGACAUUCAAUACAUUGUCGAUAGUUUGGGUGUUCUACUGACUUGGAGAUUCAUGAUUAGUUUUCUCUUGGGUGGAUGGUCCAAGAAGUAGACAGAAGCACAAACACAAGCCACAAGAACAACUCCCAAAUUGGUUAGCAGUUAUCAUACUGGCACACCAUCUAUCACGACACAACCCGUUGAAGCUGCUACCAGUGGGAGUUAUAUUGCCAACAUCUAUCCAGGAGUACUGAAUUGGCAACACCCCAUCCACAAUACACAAAAUAGACAAAAAGAGUGUCCGAACGAAGGAGAUUUGUUUGGGAUUGCUGACACGAGGGACAACCACAUAGACUUUUACAACGUCCUCAGCAACUCGACUUUUCUCAUCGCCACUUGGCAGGUAGUACGUUGCCAUUAUAAAGUCAAUAGUACAUACUGUUUCAUAUU